Messenger RNA from Striga hermonthica, 537 nucleotides. Lineage: Eukaryota; Viridiplantae; Streptophyta; Magnoliopsida; Lamiales; Orobanchaceae. The record is from the annotation of a GenBank genome assembly.
AUGGCCACCGACGCCCCCGCGAAAUUCCAGAAGCCAGAGCUGAUCCCGGUCCCGCAUCACCACACGGAGCACCACCCGGAGACCUCGGCCGCCGCGGUGUCGGCCCACGACGGGCUCCACUUCUGGAAGUUCAUGAUCGGCGGCUCGAUCGCCGGCAUGGCGGUGCAUAUGGCGAUUCCUUCAAAUCAUUAUAAAGAUCCUCUCAUAGGACGGGCUGGUCGAUUUUGUGUCCUCGUUGAGUAUGGGGACGAGAGUGACAAGCAGCUACAAAUAAAACAAGAAAAUCCAGGAUUAGAAGUUGGGAAUACUCAUUUCAUCUGCAUGACUGCCAGAGAAAGCAGAUAUACCAGAGUCGAAGCUGCUCCGGUCGCAUAUGAUUCUCCCUUGGACAUAAAAAGUAAAAAUGGGUCGGCCCAUCUUUCCCCGCCCAAGAGUUUGUGUAGUAUUUUCGGGUUGAAAAUGGGUCGGGUCGAACAGGAGAACAACUGUAUGGGUAAGGGUUUUGUGAUUUCAAGGGAAGGGGAUUUUCUCAGUUGA